GGUCAAGACUGCCUAUCCCGUGCCGGUCAGAGCAAGCCUUGUAUAAGAGAGAAGAAAUUAAGAAAAUAAAUAAAUAAAUAUAUACUUUAAUUAAUAAGUACGUGUUUAAGUGACUCUGAAGUGAAGGGGAACGCACUUUUAAGGCUGAAAGGAUGGCUGGGAAGAAAGUGCCAUGGACAGUAAGUGAAGGGGGGCGGCGUGUCCUUCGGGGGGUGGCCGCGUCCCUGGUUGGGGGUACCUUCUUGGCCCACUACCUGCCCCAGACUGUGCUAAUUGACAACGUGAGGCAGGUGACACAGGCGUACAGGAAAGGACAACCCAUUGCAGUACCAGCCAAGGUGACCUCUCUAGUGCAAGAGGUCAUGGAGGAGAUGAACAUUGAGAAAGAGGUCAGGCAAGGGGUCACCAUAUAUACGACCUAUGGGUUUGACCUCUUCCAUGCUGGCUCCCUGCGGUCUACAAACGGGUCACUGCUGGGUCUUCCGGCUAGCAUGAAAUGGGACUCGGACCUGGAGUUUGACGGCACAGGUGUUGUGGUAAACAACACACCAGUCCCUUGGGGCAGUGAAGCAGGACAAGCUUUGAAAAACUCUUUAAUUUUAUCGAAAAAUGCCAAGAAAUUUGCAAUCGCCAGGGAGUUAUCAGGGCUACAAAGGACCCAGGCAGUGACGCAGGCGCUUAUACCCUCCACGGCGCUUAUAGUCUCCUACUCUAUAAGCCUCGGAAUCAAUAAGCGGCUGAAUCUUUACGGCAAGCCAAGAUUCCUCCGUUUAUUCCUGUACUCCCUCGCCGGCCUCUUUGGUUACUGUGUCUACAUUCUUGCUAUGGAUGUUGACAGUGUGGCCAGUGAUGGGGCGGGUGAUGGGGCAGCCGCAGCGAUGGGGAGGGAGUACGUGGAGGGGGGCGUUGAAUUUUACGAGAAGAUUCUACAGCGUAAUGUUGCUCUUCGGGAGUUGAUGGGGCCUGAUGGGGAGAAGAACUACACAGCGAAGGGCAAUGAUGAGGUGCUGCUGCGGACGAGGCACCUUCCCUUCACUGUCAGGCACGAGGGAAUGAAGAAAUGCCUUGAAAAAUACGAAGAGGAAGAGAAGAAGAAGAAGGAAGAGGAGGAGGAGGAAGAGAAGGUGAAGGGAAGAUAAGGAGGAGGAAGAGGAAGAUUUUAAAACCAUAUUUCUUUUUUUUUUAAUGUUUUUUGUAUGUAAUUAUUGUAACAUAUGUAAUUAAUAAUAAAAUUUGUUAUAUAUAGUGUAA
Messenger RNA from Scylla paramamosain (green mud crab), 1251 nucleotides. RefSeq names its product transmembrane protein 177-like. Lineage: Eukaryota; Metazoa; Arthropoda; Malacostraca; Decapoda; Portunidae. The transcript is spliced from 5 exons. The record is from RefSeq and is a predicted model, not a curated record. Gene Ontology annotation, cellular component: membrane. Bases 153 to 1139 code for a protein of 328 amino acids.